UCGGCACCAUCUGCACGCCUCUCUGCGCUCGCGAAUCAUAAGACGGUCGGCAACACUGUCACUUUCAACAGACGGGGAAAUGUACUGACUGCAUGGACUUCAUCGGAGCCGCUGAACACAUACUUGAAGAUACUGACGGCAAUUGUGACAUUUUGUGGAUUAUUUUAUCCUAGUACCAUGCAAAUGAUGGAGGAAUCCAGUACGCAGAGACUGGGCUGGGAUGGCGACGCGAAAGCGAUGCAGCAGUGUUUAACGGAUAUAUUUACCAGCGUUUACACCACCUGUGACAUUCCGGAAAAUGCCAUUUUUGGCCCAUGUGUUCUGAGUCACACUUCACUGUAUGACAGCAUCGCCUUUAUCGCUCUCAAGUCCACAGACAAACGAACGGCGCCUUACAUCUUCAGGGUGGACACGUCAGCUGCCAACAGUUCCUCAGAAGGCCUGAUGUGGCUGAGGCUGGUUCAGUCAGCGAGAGACAGAGAUGAACAGAACCUAGAGGCCUAUGUGAAGAACGGCCAGCUUUUCUACAGGUCACUGAGGAGAAUAGAGAAAGAUGAAGAGCUGCUGGUGUGGUAUGGCAAGGAUCUCAUUGAGAUGCUGCUCCUGAGCUCCGGCAGAAAUCAAGCCAAAAGUAAAGGAACAUCACCCUUUUUGUGCCCAGACUGUAGCCAGCGUUUCCAGUUUGAGUUUCCCUUUUUGGCUCAUCUAAGAUUCCGCUGUACUAAGAGACUACAAAGCAUGGCUAGCCCAGAGGAGGAGGCCACUGAUGCCAGUGACCAGGCUAGUCUACCUCCUGCCAGGUCCAGUCCCAAACUGGGCCGAUCUGAUGGCUUCUCCAAUCCACAGGAAGGAAAGCCAUCCACAGACUUCCAUAAUCUAGCCAGGGAUUUGGAGAAUAACAGAACCAGUCUGCCAAGCGACAAAGAGGCCGAAAUCCUGAGUGAGAACUCUGGAAAGCGCAAGUUUUCUGACAUGGAGGACAGCAGGAACAGUGGAUUAUAUCAGCCUCCCAAGUCCAAAGAGGAGUUGGCCAACUCGGCGCAGCAGUACCGUGGAGCAUACGGUCUGGAUGAGAGCAGGCGGGCUUUCUCGCCCUCUGUUUCAGAGUCGACGGAAACCAAGAGGAGUGCCUUCACAGAGGUCAAGAAGUCACCUCAGAGCUUGAAGCACAGCGGUAAAAACUCCAGCUCCAACUCGGAGAACAAGGAGGCUGGCCGGUCCAGCAGCAACCCGGCUGAAAAGCACCUCAACAUCAGACAGGUUCUCAGCGAGACUCAGCCCCCGCAGUCCCGAAUGGAGACCUCGUCAAUUGGCAGCGCUUUCACUUCGGUGCCCCAGCAGGGUGGUGUAGGCUCAGAGAGAAAGAGUGCCUUUAGCCAGCCGUCUCGCACCUUCUCGCAGCUAUCAUCUCUUGUCAUGGCACCCAAGCUUCUGCCGGCAGUAGACUGCCAUCCUGCGGUGGGCGACACCGUCUCUUCCAAUAGACUCUACCAGGCAGACCACCUCGCCGCAAAGCUCCAAGGCUCAGAACUAGGCAGCAACUGUCCUGUGCCGGGUGGCAUUGCAAAACAGAACCCUUUCCUAUACGCCACAGCCUACUGGCCCAAGACCUCAGGCCCCAUCCAGCUGCAAAUGCCCUCUGCUCUCACUCUUCUGCCCCCUUCGUUUACUUCACUUUGUCUGCCUGCUCAGAACUGGUGUGCCAAAUGCAACGCCUCCUUCCGCAUGACCUCUGACCUGGUCUACCACAUGCGCUCGCACCACAAAAAGGAGUAUGCCAUGGAACCUCUUGUUAAAAGAAGGAGAGAAGAAAAGUUAAAGUGUCCAAUCUGUAAUGAGACUUUCAGGGAGCGGCACCACCUUUCCCGGCACAUGACCUCUCACAACUGAAUUUUUGAGGAUUUAUUUGUUUUUCUUUCUUUCCUUCCUCCUUUCUUUUUUCUUGCAUUUUUUUUAAUCAAAAGGGAAUAAGGUUAAUCUGGACGAGUAAUGCCAACCCAUUUGCUCUCAUUUUCAAAAGACAUUACUGGUAAUGUUUGUAAUGGUUAAAUGGUUUGAUUUCUU
Molecule: messenger RNA, 2064 nt
Organism: Sinocyclocheilus anshuiensis
Lineage: Eukaryota; Metazoa; Chordata; Actinopteri; Cypriniformes; Cyprinidae
Product: PR domain zinc finger protein 8-like
Exons: 4
Coding region: 178-1890 (570 amino acids)
Biological process (GO): regulation of DNA-templated transcription; oligodendrocyte development
Cellular component (GO): nucleus
Molecular function (GO): protein binding
Source: RefSeq, a predicted model, not a curated record